AUGCAGUCGGACGGAAAGGACAAGAGCGCAAACCCCAUGCGCGAGCUGCGCAUCCAGAAGCUCGUGCUCAACAUCAGUGUCGGAGAGUCUGGUGAUAGACUCACCCGUGCUGCUAAGGUGCUUGAGCAGCUGAGCGGUCAGACUCCGGUCUACAGCAAGGCCCGUUACACCGUCCGUACCUUCGGUAUCCGUCGUAACGAAAAGAUUGCUGUCCACGUCACCGUCCGUGGCCCCAAGGCUGAGGAGAUCCUCGAGCGUGGCCUCAAGGUCAAGGAGUACGAGCUCCGCAAGCGCAACUUCUCCGAGACCGGCAACUUCGGCUUCGGUAUCAGCGAGCACAUCGAUCUUGGUAUCAAGUACGACCCCGGCAUUGGUAUCUACGGCAUGGACUUCUACUGCUGCAUGACUCGCCCCGGUGAGCGUGUUGCCAAGCGUCGCCGCUGCAAGGCCCGCAUUGGUACCCAGCACCGCAUCAACCAGAACGAGACCAUCAAGUGGUUCAAGAACCGCUUCGACGGUAUCGUCCGGUAAAUGCGCUUUUUUUCAUUGACGGGGUUGUCAAAUGGGGGAAAGCCUUCGGCUUGUGAUUACGAUGAAUCGAUUAAAAACGGCAGACCGGCGUUCUGCUUCGAAAAUGCUCUCUACCACGACAUGAGGAAUAGGCGUGUUAGAUAUCAAAUUAUCAAAUUUCCACAAUGCAUCCACUUUUCACAAUGAAGGCUUCACAAAGGGUGAUGAUUUCCGCAUAACCAUUGAUGAAAAGUUUGACAUGAUGCUCCCCAUGCAACUUCCCUUACCCGGUGUUGCAUGGGAUUUUUUUCUGGCC
Molecule: messenger RNA, 826 nt
Organism: Aspergillus steynii IBT 23096
Lineage: Eukaryota; Fungi; Ascomycota; Eurotiomycetes; Eurotiales; Aspergillaceae
Product: 60S ribosomal protein uL5
Exons: 3
Coding region: 1-531 (176 amino acids)
Biological process (GO): translation
Cellular component (GO): ribosome; cytosolic large ribosomal subunit
Molecular function (GO): RNA binding; structural constituent of ribosome
Source: RefSeq, a predicted model, not a curated record